AUGGUGGAGCUUCAAUUACAAAAGGUGGUAGACGGUAGGGUUGUGACGCUUAUAAGACGUGAUGAGGAUGAGUAUUUUCGAUUGGAGGGAUUUCUACCACACUUGAUUAGGCACGAGUAUGGGGAUGAGCGAGUCCCGAAUCAUUGGGACCAUUACCAGGAGGAUUUGUUGCUUGCGAAGUAUGGGAUAUUGAUUGAGACGGAUUCGAAGUAUGUGAAGUGGAUUACAAAUAGUAAGGCCAAGCAGUUGAUUGAGUUAUUGGGGUGGGGCGGUGUGUUUGGGGAUGUCGAAGAGCAAGGGAAGGAGGGUGGAGGGGGAGCGCGUGAGCCAGUGUUGAUUAAGGAUGAGGAUGGGGGGAGGGCACGGCAGCAGGUGCAAGAGGAGUUGGUGGUGGAUGGAGGUGACCGGGGCAGUGCAGGCAGUGCUACGGAUCAAGAUGAGGAGGAACUCGUUAGGGAAGAGGCAAGUACGGCUAAUGGGGCCAGAGAUGUGGGCAUGCAUAAGGAGAAUCAUAAUAGUAAUAAUGAUAAUAAUAGUAAUAGUAAUAAUAGUAACAAUCGCAGUGAUACAAGUGAUAGUAAUAAUGAGAAGAACCAAGAUACUACUAAUUCUGAUAGCCACAUGAACGGGGAUAAACUCCCAAGUGAGGGUGUAGGCAAGCCGAAGCGAGUCUCCGAUGAACAGGGCGUUGCACACGAUCGGUUUCAGACAGGAUUGCUGUCUACCAAGAGGACUAUGCUAGAAGUAGACCAGGGUGAAUCACGCGAAGAUGUAGAUCGCAACGGAAGAGGUCAGUAUGGUUCGACUCAAGUGGGCAGAUCGCCGCUUAAAAAGCUCAAGUCGUUGGAGACUUUAAGAUUGUUCUCCCAUGAUUUGGAUAGAUUUAAAGAAGAGGAUAUAGGGUUAACAAAAGCGCCUGUACCUUUAAAUGAUUUCUCCCCUGAUGAAAGAAUGAAACUGGAAGCCCUAUUACAGCGGAUAUUGUUCCCUGAUAACAAUUCGCAGCCGCAAUUCGAAGACGCACUGUUAGAAGUAGAAAGAAAUUUUACAGCAAUCCCCUUGAAGUGGGACAUCCCCAUUGAUGAACAUGGAAAUACUGCUUUGCAUUGGUUAUGCUCAAUUGCCAGUGUAACGAUGGUAAAAUGCCUUGUGGUACAAGGUGCAGAUAGACUGCCAGGUGAUAAAAUGGGCGAAACGGCGUUGGUUAAAUCCGUGAAAUCUGUGAACAACUAUGAUUCUGGCACGUUUGAAGACUUGCUCGAUUACAUGUAUCCAUGCCUAGUGGAGCUUGAUGAAGCGAAUCGUACUGUAUUGCACCACAUCGUACUAACUUCUGGUAUGCCUGGUUGUUCAGCGGCAGCGAAAUAUUAUUUGGAUAUACUGAUGGGGUGGAUCGUAAAGAGACAGUCUAGAAAAAUACAGACCUCUUCUACGGAUGAUCUGCCUGACCCAAUAAUCUCCAAUCUAAAUCUAAAAUGGUUUAUUGCCAAUGUUUUAAAUGCCAAGGAUUCUAAUGGUGAUACAUGUUUGAACAUUGCCUCAAGGCUCGGGAAUGUGUCCAUUGUUGAAGCACUACUAGAUUAUGGAGCCGACCCAUAUAUAGCCAAUAGUUCCGGCUUAAGACCUAUAGAUUUUGGUGCUGGCGUUUCGAUUCUGUCCCUAAACAGUGAUAAUCUGCCAAAGGGCGGCUCCAAUGUGGACUCCAACAGCAAUGAAAUGGUCCAAAAACACACAAAUUCUCCGCCUCCAGAUUCUAAUGCUCUAAUAACACGAAUGAAGACUCUCCUAUCAUCAAUAUCAAAGGAUUACGAAGCAGAGCUUAAGGAACACGAACAGAAGCUUCAAGAGUUGCAUUCACAACUGAAUGCAAAACGCGAGCAGCUGGCAACAUCUCGUGAUCGUCUUGCCAAGGCUCGUUUGUUGCGAGACGAGCAUGCCCUGAUCUCAGAACGGCUGACCAAUGUUGAAACGAGUGCAAAGGAGGAAGAGGCAAGUUUUGUCCAACGAACUCAAGAGAUGGGUAUCGAUCCCGAUGACUAUCAAGGACUUGAUGAGUUCGAUGCCGAUGAACCAUUCCGUAUUGAUAUCAUUUAUUCAGAACUAGAAACCAGGUUGAACCAAGAAUUUCAUGGCGAUUUGGGGUCCAUGCUUAAGGAUAUCGAUGUCGAGAAAGUCGUAGAGGAAUUAUUGGCAAAACAUCAGUUACAAAACCCAAAUUUAAUGGACGAAUUUCUUCCUACAGUACUGUUGCGCGCACGCAUAAAGGCAUACGAACGUAACGAACAGCAGCUGGAGGAUACCUAUGAUGCCAUUGACGAGAAACACAAAAACCUAGAAAGUAAAUUUCGAAGAGUUCUUUCUUUGUGCUUAAAAGUUGAUGAGGACAAAGUUGAUGGCAUGUUAGAUGGUCUUUUGCAAGCUAUUACCAAUGAAGAUCCAGAAGAUAUCGAUAUCGAUGAAAUGCAAGAUUUUUUGAAAAAGCACAGCUGA
Molecule: messenger RNA, 2490 nt
Organism: Eremothecium cymbalariae DBVPG#7215
Lineage: Eukaryota; Fungi; Ascomycota; Saccharomycetes; Saccharomycetales; Saccharomycetaceae
Gene: SWI6
Product: transcriptional regulator SWI6
Exons: 1
Coding region: 1-2490 (829 amino acids)
Cellular component (GO): SBF transcription complex; MBF transcription complex
Molecular function (GO): protein binding; transcription coactivator activity
Source: RefSeq, a predicted model, not a curated record